CACAAACCCCAGUUUGGGAAAUUCUAUGCUGAAGAACGAGUUUGAGUUUGAGUAUCAGACUAAAGUCGACGGCGAGAUCCUUCUGCACCUGUACGAGCGCUUUGGAAUCGAGAAGAUGGCCUCCAUGCUGGAUGGUGUAUUUGCCUUCAUCUUGUUGGACACGGCUAACAGGAAGGUUCUCUUGGGCAGAGACACAUACGGCGUGAGACCGCUGUUCAGACUGCUCACCGACGACGGCUUUCUAGCCGUCUGUUCUGAGGCCAAAGGUUUGCUAGACCUCAAAACCUCCAUGUCCACUCCUGCAAAGAUCACGGCCUUCCUACCGGGGCACUUUGAGGUGUUUGACUUGAAGCUCACUGGAAAAGUGGAGUCUGUUCAGAUGGAUCGCUUCCACUGCUGCACAGAAGAACCCAAACACGCCGCCUAUAACAUCCUGGAGGGUCUUGGCACAGGCUUUGAACUGGAGACGGUCAAGAGCAACAUUAGGAUCCUGUUUGAAAGUGCAGUAAAGAAACGCUUGAUGGCUCACAGAAGAAUCGGUUGCCUCCUCUCAGGUGGUCUCGAUUCAAGUCUGGUUGCUGCUACGCUAGUGAAACUGGCCAAAGAAGAGCAGCUCCCGUAUCCCAUUCAGACAUUUUCCAUCGGUGCAGAAGACAGCCCAGAUGUUGCUGCUGCUCGCAAGGUGGCAGCACACAUUGGCAGUGAACACCAUGAAGUGAACUUCACACCUGAGGAGGGGAUCUGUGCGCUGGAGGAAGUCAUCGUUCACUUGGAGAGUUAUGAUAUUACCACUGUGCGUGCCUCUGUCGGUGACAGAUAUGUUAUGCCUAGUGUUGUGUGGCAGGUGGCAGCACACAUUGGCAGUGAACACCAUGAAGUGAACUUCACACCUGAGGAGGGGAUCUGUGCGCUGGAGGAAGUCAUCGUUCACUUGGAGAGUUAUGAUAUUACCACUAACGCUUGUCUGUUGUCUCUUUUAAAUCAGGCGCCGUCACCUAAAGCAGCCGCAGAGGACAGUGUGCGUCUGCUGAAAGAGCUUUAUCUGUUUGACGUGCUGAGAGCGGACAGAACCACAGCCGCACACGGGCUGGAGUUGAGAGUGCCUUUCCUGGACCAUAGGUUCACCGCAUACUACCUCUCUCUGCCUGAAGAGAUGAGAGUGCCUAAGGAUGGUGUGGAGAAGCAUCUCUUGAGGGAAGCGUUUAAAGGGUUGAACCUCAUCCCAGAUGAGAUACUCUGGAGGAGGAAGGAGGCCUUCAGUGACGGGAUGACAUCCAUUAAGAAAUCCUGGUACAGCAGCCUGCAGGAGCACAUCGAGUCUGAGGUGAAUGACUCUCAGUUGGAGAAGGCCAGUGUGCAGUUCCCUUCCAAUCCUCCCACAACCAAAGAGGGCUUCUUCAUAAGACAGAUCUUUGAGAAGCAUUACCCCGGCCGCUGCGAGUGGACGCCACAUUACUGGAUGCCCCGCUGGAUCAAGGCCACGGACCCCUCGGCCAGAACCCUGUCCAUCUACAAGCCCAAUAAAGACCAGUAAUCACAUCAAGCGUCAGACCUUACCUAGACCACACAUACCUGCCGGUUCAUUCGUUAUUGCCAUAAUAUAUUUUUUGCCUCGCCUUUCUCGGUUCAAUUUACUAAACUAUCUUUUAGGUUGGGUGUUUUAGUGUUUCCUAAAGGGGAUUGAGUUUAUUUUAGGUCACUUUUUUUUUAACGGUUGGCGUGAUACUGUAUCUUUAGCUCAUGCAAUAGAUUUCAAAAGAUAGAAAUGGAGGCGUUAUCUGCUCUUCAGGCCUUUAAGCUGCCUUGCUUACUCUAUUACACUCAUGUUUUCUUUUUCUUUUUAUGGAGCUUAAACAUAGCUGUAAACAAACCAAAACAGAAGUGGGUUAGCAUAGCUUGUUGGUUAUAAGAAUCCCUUAAAAAAAAUUGCACAGUAACUUGUUUCUUGUAAAGAAUGUUUGUUACCACAGUAAAAAUAUGAUAUCUUAAUAUUAAUUAAGUUCAAGUCAACAGCACAGAAAGCUUCUUACACGGUUUGAAGGAGAUUCCAUUUUCAGUUAACAUUUUACAUUAGUAACAAAUAAUAUAUACACUGCCAUUCAAAGG
Sinocyclocheilus grahami is the source of this 2106-nucleotide messenger RNA. It is a transcript of the gene asns, whose product is annotated as asparagine synthetase. Bases 26 to 1534 code for a protein of 502 amino acids. Gene Ontology annotation, cellular component: cytosol. The transcript is spliced from 11 exons. Gene Ontology annotation, molecular function: asparagine synthase (glutamine-hydrolyzing) activity. NCBI's taxonomy places the organism in Eukaryota, Metazoa, Chordata, Actinopteri, Cypriniformes, Cyprinidae. The record is from RefSeq and is a predicted model, not a curated record.